Micropterus salmoides (largemouth bass) is the source of this 3625-nucleotide messenger RNA. It is a transcript of the gene klhl26, whose product is annotated as kelch-like family member 26. The record is from RefSeq and is a predicted model, not a curated record. Bases 205 to 2019 code for a protein of 604 amino acids. Gene Ontology annotation, molecular function: protein binding. The transcript is spliced from 3 exons. Lineage: Eukaryota; Metazoa; Chordata; Actinopteri; Centrarchiformes; Centrarchidae.
GAAGAAAGAGGCGUUGCAAACAGCCGGUAGGAGAGGUCAACACCGUGUCCACUACAGGACCUCAGACGGACAGCUAUUUUUAGUCCGUGCCUGGAUAACAGUCUGUUUCUACAGUUUUAAAACAGCAUGAACAGGCUAAUCGUGCCGUUGACCUUCUGGUAACAUUUCUGAAAAUGCCCUAUGCGUGUUGCUCUGUGCUAGAAGAUGGCGGAGUCGGAUGGCGGGGAUUUCGCUUCGAAACAUCCACAGAACAGUAUGGCUAACAAGAAUAGCACCCUGCGCUGUACAUUCUCUGCCCCAAGCCACAGUGCCACCCUCCUCCAGGGCUUGUCGGUCUUGCGGGCUCAGGGCCAACUACUUGACGUCGUGCUGGCUAUCAAUGAAGAGCGCUUCCAGGUCCACAAAGCUGUGCUGGCCGCAUGUAGUGAUUACUUCAGAGCAAUGUUUACCGGAGGCAUGAGGGAGUCAAAUCAAGAUACCAUUGAGCUGAAGGGUUUGUCCGCCCGUGGACUGAAACAUAUAAUUGACUUUGCCUACAGUGCUGAGGUCACUUUAGACCUGGACUGUAUUCAGGAUGUCCUUGGGGCAGCUGUGUUUCUCCAGAUGGUCCCAGUUGUGGAGCUCUGCGAGGAGUUCCUCAAGUCAGCGAUGAGCGUGGAGACCUGCCUGCACAUCGGCCAAAUGGCCACCACAUUCAGCCUCUCUUCCCUCAAAGAGUCUGUGGAUGCCUUCACCUUCCGCCACUUCCUCCAAAUUGCGGAGGAGGAAGACUUUCUGCACAUUCCCAUGGAGCGCCUUGUCUUCUUCCUGCAGAGCAACAAAUUGAAGAACUGUAGCGAGAUUGACCUCUUCCAUGCCGCCAUCAGGUGGCUCCAGUAUGAUGACUCUCGCCGGGCUAAAGCCAGCAGUGUCCUCUGCCAUGUGCGCUUCCCGCUCAUGCGCUCCUCUGAGCUGGUGGACAGUGUUCAGAUGGUGGACAUCAUGGUGGAAGAUGUGCUGUGCCGCCAGUAUCUCCUUGAGGCCUUCAAUUACCAGAUCCUUCCCUUCCGACAGCAUGAGAUGCAGUCUUCGCGGACACUCAUACGUUCUGACGUCAUGUCAGUCAUCACUUUUGGCGGGACGCCCUACACCGACAACGACCGCACAGUAAGCACCAAGGUCUACCAUCUUCCUGACAUAGCUUCGCGCCAAUUUAAAGAGCUGACAGAGAUGGAGGCGGGGUGCAGCCAUGCUUGUGUUGCCGUACUUGAUAACUUUGUGUACAUCGUUGGUGGACAGCACUUACAGUACCGCAGCGGCGAGGGGGCAGUGGACAGCUGUUAUCGCUAUGACCCUCAUCUGAGCCAGUGGCUGCGCAUCCAACCCCUGCAGGAGGCUCGUAUCCAGUUCCAGCUCAACGUGCUGCACGGACAGCUGUACGCUACCGGAGGGCGCAAUCGAUCUGGCAGUCUGUCAUCUGUAGAGUGCUACUGCCCAAAGAAGAAUGAGUGGACUUAUGUGGAACCAUUAAAACGCAGGAUUUGGGGUCAUGCAGGAACUCCAUGUGGAGAAAAGCUGUAUAUCUCAGGGGGUUAUGGUGUCUCAUUGGAUGACAAGAAAACUCUCCACUGCUACGACCCAGUAUCAGACCAGUGGGACUUUAGAGCUCCCAUGAAUGAACCGAGAGUGUUGCAUGCUAUGAUCGGCACCAGGGAUCGGGUUUAUGCUCUGGGCGGUCGCAUGGACCACGUGGACCGUUGUUUUGAUGUCCUUGCGGUCGAGUAUUACAUUCCCGAGAACGACCAGUGGACCACUGUCAGUCCCAUGAGAGCCGGGCAGUCUGAGGCAGGCUGCUGUUUACUGGACAGGAAGAUCUACAUCGUCGGGGGCUACAACUGGCACCUGAACAAUGUCACAAGCAUCGUGCAGGUGUACAACAUAGAGACCGAUGAGUGGGAGAGGGACUUGCACUUCCCAGAAUCCUUUGCUGGCAUCGCUUGUACACCAAUUAUAAUUCCACAAAACGCCACACAACACUAACCAUCUGACCUCUGACUGUGAAGAUUUUAUUCCAUGUGCUCUUUCUGCCGACCAUUGAGUCGUUCACAAGUUGUCAGCUACAGUUUGUGUGUGUUCACUGAUUUGAGGGAACGACCUGAAAAGCUACUUAGCAGUAUUGUUUUCUACUUUGUCUUGUUUUGGGCAAGAUGUGUUUAAUUAACAGGCAAAACUUCACUGAAGAGCAAAUGUUGUUGUGAAUAAUGCUGAGUCACUUUCAUGAUACCGAUGCAAGCUUUUGAAUGACGAUUCAGUAUUCGACCAACACAUUUUGAUGCGUUCCAGGGGCAAAACCUGUAGCAAGUCAAUGUUCUGAGUAAUUUAGUGAUUGUAUUUUAUUUAUUUUUACGUAUUUUUACAAAUACAGUUACAGGGACAGAGCACAUUAAUAGACAUUUCUGUUUAUGUGCCAGUUUAGCCGUCAUGGCUAAUUUACAACUGCUGUCCCUUAGCUGGUGUAAUGUUAUUAUAUGUUAUUAUAUUCUGUUAUUAUUAAUUGAUUAGUAUAUUAUCUCCAAAUGAACUUCAUUGAUCUCUUCCUGAAUAGCAUUACCUAGAUGGUGUUAUAAAUCUCAUAUCUGAAACAUAAUCAUACUUUUCUUCAAGUGUUACCAGUGUUUUACCAAUCAAGGGCUUAAGUUAGAGACGGCACAAAUUGACUCAGAAAGCUCAUUCUUGAAUUAAAGUCCUGAGUUUAAAUGUUGGGUUUGGAAAGGUAUUACCACAGACUCAAUUUCUAUAAUGUUAGACAUUUUGAUUGUACAGUUGUGAAAGUUUUUUUUUUUUUUUCUAUCUUGUAAUAUUUUGUUUGUUAUAAUUCUGUUAUUCAAACAACAAAGAUAACUGAAAAUCACAUCAAUGCACAGUAACAAUUGCACAAAUGAACACGAAUAGUGGUUGUGUUUCAACUUGGAAUCAGUUAUUCCAUGUUGGGUGUUAAUGUGUGUGUUUUUUAUAAUUGCUCCUGCCCUUGUGUUUCCUGACACCGUAAUCGUUCUCACUGUCAACAUAAACCAGUGUGGACCCCUUAAGGCAGCUACAUAAAUCGUUUGUGUCCAUGUGACUGUCAGUGUUUGCAGCAGUUUAUGUUCAACAAGUGCUACAUCUUGUGUACCACACAUGCUUUGGUCCUUUGACUAACAACAAGAGGAUGCAGGUGAUAUUUAUCAAUGCUAAACUCACAUAUUGCUCAAAUCCUCUGAAAAAGAACUUAAACUAUCCAUCUUCCAUGUUUGAUACUUGCUUGUGUUUUUAUUUUGACUGCAUUGCUGCACUUUUCAAAUCAGUAUGUAUCAGUUUUCUGAUUCUGCUGCUGAAGUUAUUGAUGUAUUUAAUGUGUGUAUCCGGAUGGAGCAGGCUUUAAGUUCUUGUUUUUCCUUUUGAAAUGUGGCCAUCUACAAGUGGCAAUUUUAAAACUGUCUCCUGUUUGCCUUAGUGUGUAUUUUCAUUGUUUUACCUGUACCAGUAAAAGCACAUGAUGUCGUUGAAGUGCAAUAUAAAGUAAACUGCUGUAGUCAAAGGGGAAUGUAGACAUUUGUGUAGCUUUAUGUGCAUCCUUUAUUAAAGGUGUAUCAUGUUUUAAAAAUAA